Messenger RNA from Amoebophrya sp. A25, 1826 nucleotides. NCBI's taxonomy places the organism in Eukaryota, Dinophyceae, Syndiniales, Amoebophryaceae. The record is from the annotation of a GenBank genome assembly.
CCAGGCUCAGUCUUCCCUCUAAUCUGUCCCCAAUCUUCUCACAUUAACUUCAAGACUUAUAAACUAGUUUACCUAACUUCAAAACCUUCUUCUAAACUACUUUCCUACCAUUAUUUGUCAAUUCAAAAAAAAGCACCACCAUAAAUAUUAAGACGACUACCACAACCAUCUUCAACGACAUUUUUACCAUAUUCCGACGACCUUCAACAACUUGUACUUUCACGAAAGAACUUUUCCAGCUCCUCCACCAAAAAAAGAACUAAAAAGAUGUCGGCUCCUAAGCGUCAACGUGUGUCCGAAGAGGACAUCAAAAAUUCCUCUCCCACUAGUGAUGCCACCACUCAACAGCAGGAUAACGAUAAGCGCCUUCCAGUCACUGUCCUCUCCGGUUUCCUCGGAUCUGGCAAGACGACCACUCUGACCCAUGUUUUGAACAACAGAGCGGGUUUGAAGAUUGCGUUGAUCGUCAAUGACAUGGCUUCCGUGAACGUGGAUUCUUUGGCUAUCGACAACGUCACCAAGGACCAGAUGCGCAAGGCGGCUGCUGAUGCCGAGGAGAAGGAGAAAGUCCAAGCCCAAAAGCCCAAGAUGGUCUCGCUUCAAAACGGUUGCAUCUGCUGCACUCUGCGUGAAGACCUCGUCGAACAAGUUUCGGAACUAGCCGCCGACAACAAGUACGACUACCUGAUCAUCGAGAGCACUGGCAUUUCUGAACCUGUUCCAGUCGCUCAGACGUUUUGCCACAGUCUCAAAGAGUUGGAAGAAAUGGCGGGACAUCAUCAUCACGACCACAAUCAUGACCACGAACACGCGGAUGCUGCUCAAGGUGCUGGUGGCAAGGGAAAGAAGAGUGGAGAGCAAGACGACAAGGAAAAGGGAGAUGUUGAUAUGACUGACGCCAAUGCAUCCAAGGGUACAGCUACAGGCGAGGCGGAGGACCAAGAACAACAGCAGCAGCAGCAGCUCUCCGAAGAAGGCCAGAAGAAACUCGCAGUUCAGGCCAUUGAACUUCAGAAGAUCGCGCGUCUCGACACCAUGGUCACUGUGGUCGACGCAGCUGAGAUCUGGGACGUCCUAGGAUCAGUAGAGUCGUUGAAAGAUUCGAAAUGGUCCAAACAAGAGGCUGCGAACACAGAAGAGGGCUCUAUCGAUCUGGAAAGGACCAUCGUCGACUUGUUGGUGGAUCAAAUCGAAUUUGCCAACGUCAUCUUGUUGAAUAAGAAGGACGUGCUGUUGAAGGACGUAGUUGACGACGGUUGCGGUUCGGAGGAGUCAACAGGUGCGGGGAAAACUGGAGAUCAUAGACAAGAUGCAGUCAAAAAAGAUGACAAGAAUGGGCAGAUGAAACAGAAAAAAGUCGAACUCAUCGAAAACCUAGUGCAAAAACUGAACCCACUCGCUCGCGUCUAUUGGACCGAACAUGGCAAGGUUGAGCCAACUAGCAUCCUCGGCACCAACUUGUUCGACUUCGAGAAAGCAUCUGCCUCUGCUGGCUGGCUACAAGAACUUGCCAACAAUGGAAACCACGUUCCGGAAACCGAGGAAUAUGGGAUAUCGAGUGUCGUCUUUCGCGCUUGCCGACCCUUUGUCCCAAGCAAGCUGUACAAGAUCCUCAAUGGUUUUGGCCGUAUGUCAGAUCACGUCGCUGAUGUCGUGGCCGCUAAGAAGGCCUCCAAAAUGAGCGAAGCUGAGGAGAAAAACAUGGUCUUCAAAGGUGUAAUCCGCAGUAAAGGACAGGUGUGGCUCGCGAAUUGCGCUGCGUACCGCAUGGACUGGCACUCGGUCGGGCGUCAGUUCUCGUUGAACCGCGGUCAACCUUAUGAUGC